This is a messenger RNA of Daphnia carinata, 2277 nucleotides long. RefSeq names its product sodium- and chloride-dependent GABA transporter ine-like. Gene Ontology annotation, biological process: sodium ion transmembrane transport. NCBI's taxonomy places the organism in Eukaryota, Metazoa, Arthropoda, Branchiopoda, Diplostraca, Daphniidae. The record is from RefSeq and is a predicted model, not a curated record. The transcript has 11 exons. Bases 227 to 2047 code for a protein of 606 amino acids. Gene Ontology annotation, cellular component: membrane.
GGGUAGCGGGUACCCGUGUUCGUACGUAACAGAUUAGUCCAACAGAAAGUAUGUUCGCGUUUAUGUAACUCUGUUGGUUAGUUGACAAGUUGGAAGCGGCUCACCGGCAACGCUAUCACUGCUGUCAUUUGAAACACUAGUUACAUUAGGCGUUAUCAUUUGACACGGCGAUAACAGCAGGGCGACAACGAAUACCGCUGAACACGUCCUAGAUCUCACGGGCAAAAUGGACAAAAAGAAAGUAAUUUGUAAAGAUCCACUUGUGGUUGGCACAAGCACCAAGCGAGGAGAAGAUGCUGAGGUCAGGGAUACUUGGGCGAAUAAAGUGGAAUUCAUUCUAGCCUGCAUCGGCAAUGUUGUUGGACUGGGUAACAUGUGGAGGUUCCCUUAUCUCUGCUAUAAAAGUGGAGGAGGUGCUUUUUUGAUACCAUAUUUCAUCAUGUUGAUUGUAUGUGGGAUCCCCUUGUUAUACAUGGAGCUAGCUGUUGGUCAGUACACAAGACAAGGACCAAUAGGAGCAAUGCACAAAAUUUGUCCACUUUUCAAAGGAACUGGUUUGGCCACAGUGAUUAUGUCUUUUCUUCUAUCCACCUACUAUAAUGUCAUCAUUGCUUGGGCUCUGUAUUACUUAAUCAAUUCCUUUAUGGAUCCCUUACCCUGGGAGGGUUGCAAUAAUGAUUGGAAUUCUGAGCUUUGCUGGAAUGGGACCAAAUUUAAUAGCUCUCAGGACCAAGAAGAAAGCAAUAAAACAAGCGCACCUCAAGAAUUUUACGACAACCACUUGUUACAAAUGACUAAAGGAAUCGAAAAUUUCGGCACGAUGCGCUGGGAACUCCUAGGUUGCCUCGCAGUUGCAUGGAUUCUCGUCUACUUUUGUUUGUGGAAAGGCAUCAAGUCAUCAGGGAAAGUUGUGUACGUUACAGCUACUUUGCCAUACCUGUUUAUAGGGGCAUUUAUUGUCAGAGCUCUCACGUUGCCAGGAUCUGAAUUAGGUCUCGUUUACUUCUUCUCCCCAAAAUGGGAAACACUUCUAGAAGCCAAAGUUUGGGUUAACGCAGCUGCUCAAAAUUUCAAUUCUAUUGGGAUUGCGUUUGGCUCCCUGAUGGCGUUCUCCAGCUAUAACCGUUUCGACAAUCGACUGAUGCGUGAUACUCUGAUUAUUUCGCUUACUGACGCCGUUACCUGCAUUUUAGCUGGCAUAUGUGUGUUUGGAACACUAGGAAAUUUAGCCUUUGAACAAGGCAAAAGCGUGGACGAAGUUGUUAGUAGCGGACCUGGGCUUGUUUUCGUCGCCUAUCCCGCCGCAUUGUCUAAAAUGCCCUUUCCUCAAGUAUGGUCGGUCAUUUUCUUUUCAAUGUUGCUAUGCCUUGGAAUUGACAGUCAGUUUGCCACGGUCGAAGUAAUUAUAACUUCAAUUAAAGAUGCCUAUGGCCGAUGGAUACGCCUUCAUUUAAAACGUCACGAAGUUCUAGUGCUAUUGGUAUGCUUUGUGUCGUUCAUAUGCGGGCUGCCAAACGUCAUGCAGGGUGGAAUCUACUUCUUUACCCUGAUUGAUUACUACGCCGCCGCUAUUUCUUUGAUGUAUAUUGCGUUCUUCGAAGUAGUCGCUAUUGUAUGGGUAUACGGUGCUAAUCGUUUGGCCCGCAACGUACGAGAUAUGACAGGCGAACUACCGAACUACUAUAUAAGAGGAUGCUGGAUGGUUGCCGCCCCCUGCCUCAUUAUGGCCAUAUGGAUUUUUAGCCUUGCUGACUAUGAAGCUCCAACAUAUAACAAAGGGCAAUAUAUAUUUCCAGGAUGGAGUAUAGGAAUGGGUUGGGCCAUUUCUUGCCUGUCUUUAUUAGCCAUUCCUAUAUUAGCAGUUAUUGCAAUUGUUAAAGCAAAAGGCAACAACAUAGUCCAGAAAUUGAAGGCAUCCAUCAAAUCUCCUAUUCGUGAAUGCCCUUGCUGUGGAAAAAUGUUGAACAAGCAACAUGAAGCUCAUCAUGGAACUGCAGCAAACAAUCCAGACAAUGAGAUUUGUUUGGAGCAGCUAACCUCAGACUGACAGUGGAUGUUUCGUUUUGUAAUAAUGUCGUAAUUGUUUCCACUAUGACCUCGUUGCGUCCGUAUUCGUCUCUUACCCUUCGUCCUGACCGCAUUUAUGUCGUACCUGCUCUAGAAAAACGACCUCCAAAGUUGUUCGUAACUGUCACAAAAUUCAAGUAAGUUGAAACGUUGCGUGAACUCCUCACUGUCGAAUUAUAGUGCACACCUCAAUACAUUCAGAUAUGGAGA